AUGUAUCUGGCCAUAGCUACAAGACCAGAUAUUUCAUAUGUUGUUGGAGUUUUAAGUCGAUACCUGGACAGGCCAGCUCCACAGCAUAUCAAAACAUUGAAACGAGUCUUUCGUUAUUUGAAGGCUACUCAAAAUAUAGUGACUCCGAUUACGCUGGCGAUGUCGGACACACGACGAUCAACUAGUGGUUAUAUAUUCCUACUAGGAGAUUCACCAAUUGCCUGGGGUUCACGAAGACAACGAUGCACAGCACUAUCAUCAACGGAAGCUGAAUACGUGGCAGCAUCAGAAGCCGUAAAAGAAACUCAUGUGGAUAAGAGUUUUAAUAAGAGAUAUCCUACAAGAGUGCGAUGUGCGAGCAAUGCUUUAUAUAGACAACAGCUUUGA
This is a messenger RNA of Eupeodes corollae, 387 nucleotides long. RefSeq lists its product as uncharacterized. Lineage: Eukaryota; Metazoa; Arthropoda; Insecta; Diptera; Syrphidae. The record is from RefSeq and is a predicted model, not a curated record. The transcript has 2 exons. The coding region runs from base 1 to 387 and encodes 128 amino acids.